AUGCUAUUGUAUUUAGCUCUCAUCUUAUCGUAUAAAUGCAAUAUCAAUGAACAAAUGAAGAAGCUAAACAUAAAACAGAAUAUGCAACGUCUUGCUUUAUCAAGCAGAAUUUCUUCAAAGUGGAGACCUAUUAGAAUUACAUUAAAUUAUGAUUUCCUUGAAGGCAAAAGAAACUAUCCAUAUACAUGCAAAAAUGUUGGUCAAGUUAUUGAAGAAAUAGGAGUUGUUUGUGAAGCAAACGAUAUAAUAACAGAAAAACAAAUUUCGGCCAUCAAAGGAACGUUGAACAACGUUGUUGACUUUCUUUCACAUACUCUCAAAGUACAAUCUGUCUUAGAUCCGAUUAAAGUUGAAAUUGAUGAUGAAAAUAAACUUGAAUUCAAUAAUACAGAUUUAGUUCUUAUUGUUACCAGUCAGAAAAUCGAUGGAGCUUUAGCAUCAGCAGGACCUCGUAUGUUUGAAGAUACAUAUCGAAGAACAAUAGUUGGAAUUGUAGAAUUUAACCCUUCCACUACCCCAGAAGAAGCUGUAAGUGAAAACGAUUGGAAUGAUAAGUGA
Messenger RNA from Trichomonas vaginalis G3, 558 nucleotides. RefSeq names its product regulation of choline O-acetyltransferase protein. The record is from RefSeq and is a predicted model, not a curated record. The transcript has a single exon. NCBI's taxonomy places the organism in Eukaryota, Parabasalia, Trichomonadida, Trichomonadidae. Gene Ontology annotation, cellular component: cytoplasm; membrane. Gene Ontology annotation, molecular function: metalloendopeptidase activity. Bases 1 to 558 code for a protein of 185 amino acids. Gene Ontology annotation, biological process: cell adhesion; proteolysis.